Messenger RNA from Caenorhabditis elegans, 288 nucleotides. RefSeq names its product ShKT domain-containing protein (gene K08D10.13). NCBI's taxonomy places the organism in Eukaryota, Metazoa, Nematoda, Chromadorea, Rhabditida, Rhabditidae. The coding region runs from base 13 to 240 and encodes 75 amino acids. The record is from RefSeq and is marked reviewed. The transcript has 2 exons.
GAAGCUUCCAGAAUGCGAUUCUUUCUGAUUAUUACUGCUCUUUAUGUGCUCUUCGGCACCAAUUUUGCCAUGAGUAUUCCAAAUUUCCACCCGAAUGAAUUUGAAAGUGCUCAGACCACUCCGUCAUGUCACGAUAAUAUUGACUGCCAUCUCUGGGCAGGACGUGGCUUCUGUGCGGAUCCACGAAUCACAAAGGAACAGAAGAAGGAGUAUUGCGCAAAAACUUGUGGAUUGUGUUAAUUGUUGUGUCGAUAUGUGAUUGAUUGAAUGAACAUAUAGUAAAUGUUU